This is a messenger RNA of Quercus lobata, 778 nucleotides long. RefSeq names its product TMV resistance protein N-like. Gene Ontology annotation, biological process: signal transduction. The record is from RefSeq and is a predicted model, not a curated record. NCBI's taxonomy places the organism in Eukaryota, Viridiplantae, Streptophyta, Magnoliopsida, Fagales, Fagaceae. The coding region runs from base 190 to 708 and encodes 172 amino acids. The transcript has a single exon.
UCUUGGCCUCACUAAUAAAUUAUAAUCGUUCAUUUCCUUGUCUCUCUUACCAUUCCCAUUCUCCCUCAAAUCAAUUUCAAAAAUCCAAUUCCAGUACAAUUUCUCAUUCAUUUGCCUUUGUUCUUUGUCUAAUCUAAUUGAUUACCCCUCUUCCUUUCAGAUCUACUCUACCAUCUAUAUACCCAAAUUAUGACGGCUUUCAUGACCAACAUAGGAGCCUCAUCUUUCAACAACCGAUGCAGCUAUGAUGUGUUUUUGAGUUUCAGAGGUGAAGAUACACGCAUGAAUUUCACUAGUAAUUUGAAUGGAUUUUUGAAUAUGAUGGGUAUCAACACUUUCAUAGAUGAUGACUUGCCGAGGGGAGAAGAAAUUUCUGCCAAGCUUCUUGAAGCCAUUGAAUGUUCAAGGAUUUCGAUAAUUAUAUUCUCUGAAAAUUAUGCAUCUUCCACUUGGUGCUUGAAUGAACUUGUCAAGAUUCUUGAGUGUAAGAAAAAUGGUCAAAUGGUACUUCCGGUUUUUUAUAUGGUAGAUCCUUCAGAAGUACGUAAUCAAAAAGGAAAGUAUAGAGAAGCUUUAGUGAUGCAUGAAGAAAAAUUCAAGAAUAAUAUGGAAAAGGUGCAAAGAUGGAGGGCAGCUUUAAGUGAGGCCGGUAGUUUAUCGGGUUUGCCCUUCAAGGAUGAGUAUGUAUUUUUCUUGACUACUCUUUGACUUUUAUGAUUUUUAAUUAUUUGUUAUCAUCACUAUAUUAUAGCAUUAACAGUUAUCUCUAAUUCUCAUC